Molecule: messenger RNA, 1442 nt
Organism: Centruroides sculpturatus (bark scorpion)
Lineage: Eukaryota; Metazoa; Arthropoda; Arachnida; Scorpiones; Buthidae
Product: U5 small nuclear ribonucleoprotein 200 kDa helicase-like
Exons: 8
Coding region: 184-1317 (377 amino acids)
Biological process (GO): spliceosome conformational change to release U4 (or U4atac) and U1 (or U11)
Cellular component (GO): spliceosomal complex
Molecular function (GO): RNA binding; RNA helicase activity
Source: RefSeq, a predicted model, not a curated record
UAAUUAAAUUGCUUGAAGAACAAUUUAUUUUAAGUGUUUAUUAAUUCAAAUGUCCAAUCCUUUCUCUAGAGUCAUUUAGAUCAUUGCUUACAUGAUCAUUUCAAUGCUGAAAUUGUUACAAAAACAAUAGAAAACAAGCAAGAUGCAGUUGACUAUUUAACUUGGACUUUUCUUUAUCGUCGAAUGACACAGAAUCCAAAUUAUUAUAAUUUACAAGGUGUUACUCAUCGUCAUCUUUCUGACCAUCUAUCAGAACUUGUAGAGAACACACUGAAUGAUCUAGAACAAUCAAAGUGCAUCAGCAUUGAAGAUGAGAUGGAUGUCUCUCCUCUUAAUCUUGGAAUGAUUGCUGCCUACUAUUAUAUCAAUUAUACAACUAUUGAAUUGUUCAGUAUGUCUCUGAGUGCUAAAACAAAGAUUCGUGGUCUCAUUGAUAUCAUAAGUAAUGCUGCUGAAUAUGAAAGUGUACCAGUUAGACAUCAUGAAGACAGCAUUCUCAGACAGUUGGCUAAUCGUCUAUCUCACAAAUCAAGCAAUCCGAAAUAUAGUGAUCCACAUACAAAAACCAAUUUUCUUCUACAAGCUCAUUUAUCUCGAAUGCAGCUCUCUGCUGAAUUACAGUCAGACACUGAAGAUAUAUUAAAUAAAGCGGUACGUUUAAUUCAAGCUUGUGUGGAUGUAUUGAGUUCAAAUGGUUGGUUGUCACCAGCAUUAGCUGCUAUGGAAUUAGCACAGAUGGUAACUCAAGCAAUGUGGAAUAAGGACUCUUACUUGAAACAACUUCCUCAUUUCACUACAGAAAUAGUUAAGCGUUGUAUUGAAAAAGGAGUAGAAACUGUGUUUGAUGUUAUGGAACUUGAAGAUGAUGAUAGAAAUAAAUUACUUCAGUUGACAGAUGCACAAAUGGCAGAUGUUGCAAGAUUUUGUAAUAGAUAUCCAAAUAUUGAAUUAACAUAUGAAGUACAAGAUAAAGAUAUUAUUCACAGUGGUUCCACCGUAAAUGUAAUAGUUCAGUUAGAAAGAGAAGACGAAGUUACGGGACCUGUCAUCGCUCCCUUAUUUCCUCAGAAACGAGAAGAAGGAUGGUGGGUAGUUAUUGGAGAUCCCAAAUCAAAUUCUCUGAUAUCUAUCAAACGACUGACAUUACAACAAAAAGCAAAAGUAAAAUUAGACUUUGUGGCACCCAGUCCGGGUGAGCAUGUUUACACCUUAUAUUUUAUGAGCGAUGCUUACAUGGGAUGUGAUCAGGAAUAUAAAUUCAACAUUCAUGUUGGUCAACCUGAUAGUGGGAAAGAGAGUGAUAGUGAAAGUGAUUAAACAGAUCUUCUUUCGUUCACACAUUUGUAAUGUAAAUAGAGACAUUUAUUGUGUUGAUAUCAUCAAUUUUUUUUAUGUAAAUGGAUACUCAUUUGAUUUUUAAAAUAAAUGUUUUUAAAACAAAA